GGAAGGUCUACACUGAGGUAUUACUGGCAGAUUUCUACAGAGACUGUUUGAUGAGAAGGAUUUAAAACUAUAAGCCUGUUCUGUCUGAGAGACUAUCAUCAUUUAUCAUCAAGUCUUCUCCUUACAUACAGGUUAAAUAUGAGAAGUACUAAGAAGACAUUAUCAGUUUCAAACACAUCUCAGGAAGAAAUGAAGGAGGAAAAUUACCAGUGUUCAGGUAACGGGAAGAUAUUUAGUUAUCAAAUUAAUCUGAAAAAAGAUCAGCAAGUUCAAACGGGAAAGAAGCGGUAUCCCUGCUCACAGUGUGGAAAGAGUUUUGCUACUUCUUAUCAUCUUGGGAGACACAAGCGCACUCACACUGGAGAGAAGCCGUAUCCCUGCUCACAGUGCGGGAAGUCUUUUACCACUCUUUGUAGCCUACGAAACCACCAGCGCAUUCACACAGGAGAGAAGCCGUAUCCCUGCUCAAAGUGUGGAAAAUGUUUUCCUUCUUCUAAUCAUCUUCGAAUACACCAGCCUAUUCACAUUGAAGAGAAGCCGUAUCCAUGUACACAGUGCGGGAAGAGUUUUCCUUCUUCUUAUCGUCUCCGAAUACACCAGCGCAUUCACACUGGAGAGAAGCCCUAUUUCUGUUCACAGUGUGGAAAGGGCUUUACCACUGCUGGUAACCUCCAAACACACCAGCGCAUUCACACAGGAGAGAGGCCGUAUCCGUGUACACAGUGCGGGAAGAGUUUUCCUUCUUCCUAUCGUCUCAAAAUACACCAGCGCAUUCACACUGGAGAGAAGCCCUAUUUCUGUUCACAGUGUGGAAAGAGCUUUACCUCUGCUAGUUACUUCCAAAUACACCAGCGCAUUCACACCGGAGAGAAGCCCUAUUUCUGUUUACAGUGUGGAAAGAGCUUUAUCUCUGCUAGUUACUUCCAAAUACACCAGCGCAUUCACACUGGAGAGAAGCCAUUUCUCUGCUCACAGUGCGGGAAGAGUUUUGCUUCUUCUGAUCGUCUUCGAGGACACAAGCGCAUUCACACACAAGAGGAGCCGUAACGCCAUUACAACGUGGUAACGUAAUAAUGUCAUGUCUAAAUACACUGCCUAGAGAAAAAAAUAAUCGACAUAUGAAGGGUCAAUUCAUUGGACUUCAUUAAGCAAAGAAAUAAUCAAAAAAGUUUUAAAUUUCUUGAACUGGGUUAAGUAACCUUCAAAUUACCAUAUCUUGGAAGGAGAGUACUAAACCAUCAACUUUGUGGAAGAAUUGUGUUCAGGGGAAAAAAUUUAAAGCGCAUGAAGCAAUUCACCCGUCGUUUAUAGUGACCACUGUACAAGCCUCCGGGGGCAGUGGUGAAUCCGUGUUUGUUUCAGUUGCUUAGGUCUAGGCUCAGCAAUGUUAAUGAAUUGAAUGAAUAAAAUGAAGUUAGCUGACGACCUGUUAGAAUUAUUUUAUAUAUAAAAGAAGUUAUUUCUACUUUCUUGCUCUCUUCCUCAUAGAUCUGAUAUUAAUAUGUUAAAUCUUUCCUGCUGCUUUCUUCCUGUCUCCUCUUGCAUCUGUUCUUGCAGAUGUGAACGCUCCCAUGGUCACCGUCCCAUUCUCUCUUUAUGUCUCCCCCUUUAUCUCUCCCUAUCCCCCUCUGUCUCCUUCCCUCUCUCCCCUUAACUUGUGCCAACAUCUUGUCUCUGGAUGGACACCUCUCUGUCUUCCUCUCUUUGGAUUCUUCAGGAUCUUACCAGGACAUUUACAGUGGUUCCUGUUCUUUGUAGUAACACAUGUCAAUGACACAGGCGUUUAGUCAAACAUACAAUUUUUUGUUAUUGUUAAUAAACAGAGAACUUUCUGACAGACAA
Clarias gariepinus (North African catfish) is the source of this 1842-nucleotide messenger RNA. Its product is annotated as gastrula zinc finger protein XlCGF17.1-like. The record is from RefSeq and is a predicted model, not a curated record. Lineage: Eukaryota; Metazoa; Chordata; Actinopteri; Siluriformes; Clariidae. Gene Ontology annotation, molecular function: RNA polymerase II cis-regulatory region sequence-specific DNA binding; DNA-binding transcription factor activity. Gene Ontology annotation, biological process: regulation of transcription by RNA polymerase II. The transcript has 2 exons. Bases 139 to 1047 code for a protein of 302 amino acids.